Pristis pectinata (smalltooth sawfish) is the source of this 4048-nucleotide messenger RNA. RefSeq names its product TBC1 domain family, member 10Ab (gene tbc1d10ab). The record is from RefSeq and is a predicted model, not a curated record. NCBI's taxonomy places the organism in Eukaryota, Metazoa, Chordata, Chondrichthyes, Rhinopristiformes, Pristidae. The coding region runs from base 948 to 2492 and encodes 514 amino acids. The transcript has 9 exons.
AUGCAUAUCAAUUCCUUCGUCUCGCUGACGUUGAGUGUGAGGUUGUUGAUGCGACACGACUCAACCAGCCGAUCUAUCUCACUCCUGUAUGCCUCUUCAUUGCCAUCUGAGGUUCUGCCAACAACAGUGUCAUUGGCGAAUUUAUAGAUGGCGUUUGAGCUGUGCCUAGCCACACAGUUAUGAGUAUAGAGAGAGUAUAUCUGGAUAUUUAUUACAAAGAGCCGCUUAGUUGCAUGAUUCAAUCUACUUUUAAGAAGUUGAGCAGGAACUACAUUCAAAGUUCUGCGCUUUAAACCAUCUGAAAUUUCUGGAAAACUGUCAAAAACAAAACUGGAAAAUUUCAAAGUUGGUUUAAGAAGCUGACAAAAUCACCAAACCAUUUGCUUAGGAUGGAUCCGCACGGCGUUUCUUUUUAUCUCGAUCAGCAACAAUUGGUGCCUAUUUAUUUAUUUCUCAUCGGCCAGUCAGGAUGCUAUUUUCCGCCUCAGAUCCUACGGAUUUUUUUUCUCUCUUUAAUCGCUAAAGUGGAAAUAAUGUUAUCUGCUGUUUGUUAUUGCAGUGACAUGGCCCCGGGCACAGUUGCUCAGAGAUUCGGGGCGGAGCCGCCUGGCGAAACGCGCAUGCGCACCUGCUCGCUGGCGGGUGGACGGUUUUUUUCGGCAGUCGGGCGAGUUGGCGACGGCGACCCGCCAGAGGGAAACUAUCGUCGGGUAUCGGGAUCUCUCACGGCGGCUCCAGUGUCGUCGGUCGGCUCGGCGUUUUCUUUUUGUAAAGCGAGCGAUGCCAGGCGAGUGCCCGGAGCGACGUGACGGAAGCCCGGCGGAGGCGAGCGGCGCCCGAAGCGCCUGAGAUCUCGCAGGCGGCGGCGAGGAAGGUUUCAGGGAAAGUUCCCGGGUGGUCGCGGGGCACGGAGGUUGGUUCCGCCCCCCAACACCCUUCCCCCGGCCAUGAAGAAGAGUCGGGAGGACGAAAUGAACGCGGUGCCCGAGGCGGCGAGCAGCCCGCGGGGCACCACCGAGAGCCUGGCCGAUCCCGACUCCGGCCUUCGCGGGGAUGUCAGUUCCUUGGGCUCCGACUCCGAGCUCAAUGGCUUCGUCAACGGAGAGCAGAAGAUCGACAAGUACGGCUUCGUGGGCGGCGCGCAGUACACGGGCGAUCUGCAACCUGAAAUACCACCUGAGGUACUUCGACAACGGGAAUCCAAAUGGCUGGACAUGCUGAACAACUGGGAUAAGUGGAUGGCCAAAAAGCACAAGAAGGUGAAACUGCGGUGUCAGAAGGGAAUUCCGCCUUCAUUGCGUGGACGAGCUUGGCAGUAUUUGUCAGGGAGUAAAGUAAAAAUGGAACAGAACCAUGGGAAGUUUGAUGAGAUGGAUCAGUCACCUGGAGAUCCAACGUGGCUUGAUGUAAUAGAAAGAGACCUACAUCGGCAGUUUCCUUUUCAUGAGAUGUUUAUUGCUAGAGGAGGCCAUGGGCAACAAGAUCUUUAUAGAAUUCUAAAAGCGUACACAAUUUACAGGCCAGAGGAGGGGUACUGUCAGGCACAGGCUCCCAUAGCUGCUGUCCUUCUAAUGCAUAUGCCUGCUGAGCAAGCUUUUUGGUGCCUGGUUCAGAUUUGUGAGAAAUAUCUUCCAGGAUAUUACAGUGCUGGAUUGGAAGCAGUUCAAUUGGAUGGGGAAAUCUUCUUUGCCUUGUUGCGCAAGGUUUCACCAGUGGCAUAUAAGCAUCUUAACAAGUACAAAAUUGACCCCAUCCUGUACAUGACAGAGUGGUUUAUGUGUGCUUUUUCAAGAACUUUGCCAUGGGUGUCUGUGCUGAGAAUUUGGGACAUGUUCUUUUGCGAAGGUGUAAAGGUGAUAUUUCGUGUUGGCCUAAUUUUGCUGAAGUACACUCUUGGCUCAUCAGACAAACUGAAGAAAUGCCAGGGCCAAUACGAGACAAUGGAAAAACUUCGUAGCAUUGAUCCCCGAUAUAUGCAAGAAGCCUUUCUUGUUCGAGAGGUAAUUGAGCUUCCUGUCACGGAAAGAGAAAUUGAAAAAGAACAUUUAAUUCAGUUAAAGAAGUGGAAGGACACGCAUGGUGACCUCAAGUACCACCCUCCUCCGAGACUGCAUGGUGCCAAAGCCAUCAAUGAGGCAGAGCCACACUCACAAAGAGCCUUGGUGCAGAUGCCCUCCAUCAUGAUACAAUCGCCGCCUGUCUCUCCCUCUUCAGAUUCAAGCAGCAAUUCGAAGAAGAAGGAUAAGAAAAGUGCAAAAGAGCAAAAGAAGGAAAAGAAGAAACUGGAGAAAAAGAUGGGAAAAGUAGAACCAAUAGCAAAUGGAUCUGCUCCUGAUGAGACCAAAAGAAUUUUGAAAGAUGAACCACGUGCUGCACAACCUGUAGAUAUUGCAGAGGAGAUAAAGCAAUCAAUGCUAAAAAAGGACUCUCAACUCCAGCAGUCUGAACAGAGCCUCAGUUCAGAAGGAACAGAACAGGACACAUACUUGUGAAGUGUAUCAUUCGCACCUAAAGAAAGCAUCAUUCGGCAUCAAAUCAUUCCAUAAAAUGGAUCCAUUGUUAUAGUAUGUUUAUACUUUGUCGUUAAUGAGAUAUAGCAACCCUUGUGACCUAACAGUGUCUUUAAAUAUAAAGAGUUGGGGGGUGGGGGAAGAAACUGAAGUAUCAAAGAACUAGUCAUAACCAAGAAUGUAAUUUAUCAGCUAGUGAUUUAGGAAAAAUCUGGUUAACAAGUUUACCUUUAGUGGGUUAUUGUUUAGCUCUUAAAACUCUAAAUGGACAUUGAAAGCUGUCAAAAUGUUUUUUUUAGGGGAAAAUGUAAAUAGUUUUAUACUAUAUUUUUGAGUCAGCGUAACUUGAGUGGAGAUUCUGCAGUAAAGAUUUCCUCUUGGCGUUCAUUCCCAGUUAAGAUGAAUUUAUAGGACUUUAUGCCUCGAUUAUUCUUUGAUCAGAUACUGUACUGCAUCCAUUUCCAUUUUGAAGUAACAAUGAUUUCCAUUAGCAAGGAAGAGACUUGCUGAGCUUUUGUUCAGAUUAGCUUUGACACAAAGUGUUAAAUACAAUUAUUUGAAUUAAUUUAACUGUAUGUCUGUGUACGUACGUGUUUGUGUGCAUGUGCUAAGGGGAGGAUUAAGAAAAAUGUACCUUUUUCUGAUCAUUAAGUCAAACUGGGUUUCUGACUGGUUGAAGGAUGUGUUUCCCUAAUGUUGUGUGAUUAAAACACCCAACAUGCAGAUUCACUUAUUUGUAACAUUUAGUAAUGUACAGAUAAAAUACUGAUGAACAAAAGAAAUUGUGACUGAGUUUAAAAAAUGCCACUUUAGUAAAUGUUUUCCAUAUAAUGUUGAGAAUGCCAUAUGUACAGUACUGAAGGAUAAGUAACCACAAUACAUUACAAAAGCAAUGUAUUUUAUAAUUUAAUUUUCUAGCACUUUUUCCUUAAUUUUGAGGAAUGUAAAUUUAUGAAGCUGGUUUACAGGAAGUUUGAUAAACUGACCACAAACGACAAUAUAGGUGUUCGCUGCUCUUGUCUAAUCCAGCUUUUUAAAAAAAAAUAAUUACCAUUGCACAAUGGAUUUGCAGUUAUUGUUGAGGUAUUUAAGUGCUAAUGUAAACCUACUUGGAUCAAGCAAGUUUUUUGUGUGUAGAAUAAGAACAUAAUACUGUAUUAUGCCUAAUUUUGAUUGGUGUUUUAUUGCUCCAUAUUCCUUGAGUCUAUUAAAAUCACCAAAUGUAGUGAUGUGCAAACAUAAGGUUAAAUUAUCUGGCUUGGCAUUUAGUCAAUACGCUUUUCUGUUUUUGAGGACUGAUAAACUGUGUCAAUUUGUUUUGUGACAUGCAAUCCACCAAGAACAUUAUUGGACCACAUUGAAUAUUGUCUGGUUGAGUGUGGCCAUGCAGCAUAAGCACCACAAGCUUAACAUACCUUAAUUGGUUUCUGUGCUGACCUACAAACUGUUACAUGCAUUAAUGAGUUCAUCCAAGCUUUAUUUUAUCUUGUUUAUAUCAUGGAUUCAUAACUAAACCCAAUAAAAUAAUCUGGAAAGCA